AGGAGAAGGGCAGGGGCUUCAGCACAGACUCGUCUGGCCUAAUGUCCACUUCAUCAUCCCUCAGCUAUCCUAUCUACUCUAGACUUCGCCCUGAGACUCUAUGUGGACUACCUCAGAGGGUUUGCAAGAUCUACUUAUUUUUCUAAAAACUUGGUAUCUACCCGCUGAAGUGAGAUGGAAAACAGCAGUGAGCAGUGCCAGAACCAAUUAUUUACUGAACACAGACCUUCCAUCUGUAGGAUCUACAGUAUACCACUGCCAAUCUAUAUCAAGCCCUUACAUAUCAGAGAUUAUAACUUAAGUGCAAUGCAGACCUGAACUGCAGCCCCGGUCCGUGAAGCCCCUUGCAGCUCUACUGCAGGCCUUUAACACCCGUCGAGCUACCAUUUGAAACAGAAGGUUCCUUUGCCCGCCCCCACCGGCGGGCUUCGCUCCUCCACGGAGACAGUCCCCUGGAAGUAGGCCUCGGCUUCCUCGCUCCAUGCCUCGGCCUGCCGCUGGGGGGAGCCGGCGUUCCACUUCGUCGCCGCCCGCGGGUUGGGGAAGGAGGGAGCCAGGCGGAGCGGUAGGCCCGCGGUCGCCUCCUCCUCCUCCUCCCGCCCCCAGCCAUGGCCGACGUGGAGGACGGAGAGGAGGCGGGCGUCUCCGCGUCUCCCGCGGGCUCCUCCGGCUCGAAGACGGGCGGCGUCGACAAGAUGUUCUCGCUGAAGAAGUGGAACGCCGUGGCCAUGUGGAGCUGGGACGUCGAGUGCGACACCUGCGCCAUCUGCCGGGUGCAGGUCAUGGAUGCCUGUCUUAGAUGUCAAGCUGAAAACAAACAAGAAGAUUGUGUUGGCCAUGAUCAAGAUAACUUUGUGUACAGAGAGAAGAUCCUUCCAUACACACAGCUUCCCUUUGGACUACAUCAUCUCCCAGUGUCAGAGGGUUGCCUAACUCUUUAGACUCAUUUUUGAGAAGAAUAGGAGAGACUGAUUUGUAUUAUAGGAUAGAGGAUGAGUACCAACCCCCUGCCCAGUGCAUCUCACAUACAGUCUUUUAGUUUGUAGAUGUGCGAUUUGAAGAUGCUCCUUCCUGCUUUUGAGCUCAGCAGAAUCCUUAGAAGUCUCAGCAAAAAUCUAAAUUAGGAGCUUAAAUGAAAGCAGUGUGAAUUAACUUCAGAUGAUACCAGUAGAUUCUGAGCUACCAUCCCAUCAGCCCUGCUCUGAAGUCUCUAUAUAAGGCUGCUACCAAAAAGUCAAGUACUUUCAAGUUUUACUGCUUUGAGCAGGAUAUACUUUGUUUAACCUGAAUUGGAUUGGACCUGUAUCAUUGAAAUAUUUUUCAGAAAUUGCUGUAGAUCCAGUUUCCCCCCUCUGUUGAAAUACACUAGGUGUGUGUUUAAAGUCUUAACUGUGGAAGAUGGAAUGUUUCAAUUUCCUUAUACUUAAUUACUUUCAGAAACCUUUGUUUAUACUGUUUAAAAGAGUUGGGAAAAUUUGAAAGUUGGGAAAGAAAGGAUUUCACUAUUACAGUGGACCCUCGACUUACAGACGGCUCGACUUACAGACUUUUCGAGUUACAGACUUCUCUGG
Pogona vitticeps (central bearded dragon) is the source of this 1571-nucleotide messenger RNA. The record is from RefSeq and is a predicted model, not a curated record. NCBI's taxonomy places the organism in Eukaryota, Metazoa, Chordata, Lepidosauria, Squamata, Agamidae.